UUUAUUUAAAAAAAAUAUAGGUAACGGAUACCUUAGGUUUUCUUUAAAUGCUUUCAGAAGUAUCUUAUAGACUUGGUUCUCUACAGUUAGUUUUAUGGAAGGAUUAUAUCUAAUUUGUAUUUUAAAAAUGAUGUAUUCUUAGUUAAUUCAUGCUCAUAUGAUCAUUAAAUAAUAUGUUACUUCGUGCCUGUGGGCAAUUACGAUGUUUUCCUUCCAUGAUUAUAAAGGUUACCGUGGCUAUUUCAUCUCAGUUUGCAGUAGAGUCGGACCUGCUGUUAAUAGUAAUUGGGGAGGGGUAUGGAAACUUGCCUUCCUAGAAAAGUAGCAAAUUUUUUUAUUUUAAGCUAAAAUUUUAAAUAGUUCAUAUUUGCCUUAUUUCCUUUGAAAGCGGCAGGCAUACAUUAAAUCACUUUUAAAGCUGUUUAAUAUAGCAUUUAAGUCUCCUUUCUUCCUCUUUGCCAUGCUAGAGAGAAGUGGGUGAGAAAUUCACUUGUCUAUGGCAGUCCCUGGAUGUGAUAGCCAAGUUAAUCUCUCUUAUCAUAAGUCUCAUUGAUGUUUGCAUAGAAGAGCAGCUGGAAGUCUGCUUUAUGUAUGGCAACCUUUCAUAAAGUUUAUUCUUGGUAAUAAGGCUCCUGGGGUAAGAGCCAGGCUAUUAUAAGAGACAAUCCUCUCUCUGAACAAGAGUAUUUUAUUUUGUCAGCUGGAGUUAGUGUUUGAGUAUCUUGGGCUUGUGACAGUAAGCUGGUGAGUAAGGCAAGCUAUCUUUGAAGGGCAUUUUUUCACUAGCUUGAAAUUAAUGGCUUUUGCUAGAAAUAAAUGAGAAUGCUGCUGUAAGACUUUCAAUGUGAAGAUAAGGGUUACUUAAAUUGUUACCCAUGAAUUGUGAAUUUUCAGUACUUCAAUGAAAGAAGACAAUUAGAUUUUUUUUUAAUAACCUUGAGACUUCAUUGUAUGUCUUCUACUUCUUUGACAUAUUAAAAUUUUCUUGUAGAAAUUUAUAAACAACCAAAAAAUAGGGAACACAUCGUUUAUUUUCCGACUUCUGUUGUGUUAACAUAGUGCUGGGUGUAGAAGUAAACUUCGAUUUGUUAAUUCAAACAGCAUUUAUUGAACAUCUACUACAUUGCUUUAAUGAUACAGCUUCAGUUAUAGCUCUCUUUCUUAAGUGGUGCAACACAUUUAGUAAUUUUAAUUUUGCAGAAUGUGCAUCAUUAAGGAAUAGAAUAAAAAAAGCUGAAAUAGGUGGUUGUUAUUUUUUAUGAUAAUGAUAAAAAAUACUGCUGCCACUUUACCUUUUUGUAACCUGGUGUAAUUACAUAGUAUUUUUAAGCAUUAUCCAAUUUGAGCCUUAGGACACUCAUGCAAAUUACGCCGGGCAGAGGGUGGUACCCCUUAUAGAUUAGAAGCUGAAGUCAAGGUAUAUGAAGGGCUCUGACCACAGUUAUUUGAAGAAGGAAAUCUUGGACUGUUAGAGCCCAGAUUUUCUAGUUGAUUCAAACAACAGGAUCCUUGUAUUGGACUCCUGAAAGAGUCCUGCAGAGUGUUUUUAUUUAUAGUUUAUUUUAGAUGUAAUUUUAAUAAAUUUUAUUUGGUUUCUAACUGGUGGGCAAAUGAAAAUGAUCAACUUAGAACUACCCGUUAGUGGUAGUCAAAUUGCCAGCAGCAGUGAGUGGUAGACAACAACAAAGGGUGAUUGAGAAAAGCUGUGAAGCAGACAUCAGUCAACUAGCACUGGGGUCUGGCACCACGUUGCCAGCAGGUGGAAGGCCCUGAUGUUGUCGUAGCUUCCAAGUAGUCACUUUACUAUAAUAUCAUAUAAUAAUUGUCAUAUAAAGAAUUCUUUAAGAAAAAUGGAUAAGAAGUAAGUUUCAUUAAAAAUGUUUGCUUGCUGCAUUUAUAAAAUUAUCAGAUAUUAGAUUAAUUCUUUAUGAUCUUAGAUAAGUGAAGCAUUGUUGUAUUAACCUCUUGGAAAUCUAAGAUUUGUACUAGUGGUGUUUUAUACUGGGCAAAUUCCUGUGAAUUUUAGUAUGGCAGUCUUAUACUUUCAUCAAUCAGAUAGUCAACUUCGAUCUGAUUUCACUGACAUUCAUUACAACAGCUUUUGUUUCUGGCUGUCUUAAGUAUCAGAGCCACUGUCUCUGAUAUGGAAAAAUAUCUAGCUCUGACUUUGACAAAGGCCAGAGAGGCAGCACUUGAAGGUACUGGUCAGUAGAGGGUGAAUUAGUGGAUAGUGCCCUUGGGAUGCUCGUUGAGACCUGACAAUCUGAAGGAGGCAGAUAAGAACAUUCUUCAAGGCAAACUCUGGCCUGUUCUAUUCUGACUGCACUAUUGAGUGAAUUUUCAAGUUCAAGCAAAACUAGCAACAUUGGAUUGAGCAUGGAAUUCCAUGGUAACUGCAAAAGAGUUUUUCAGGAAGAAGACCUUCGUCAGAUCUUCAUGUUAACUGUUGAAGUUCUGCAGGAGUUCAGCAGGCGGGAAAACCUCAAUGCUCAGAUGUCUUCAGUAUUUCAGCGUUACCUUGCACUCGCCAAUCAAGUCUUGAGCUGGAACUUUCUUCCUCCAAAUUUGGGCAGACAUUAUAUAGCUAUGUUUGAAUCCUCGCAAAAUGUGCUGUUGAAGCCAACAGAGUCCUGGCGGGAGACUCUUCUGGACAGCAGAGUUAUGGAACUUUUCUUCACAGUACAUCGAAAAAUCAGAGAAGAUUCAGAUAUGGCACAAGAUUCUCUGCAGUGCCUUGCCCAGUUAGCUUCUCUUCAUGGACCCAUCUUCCCUGAUGAAGGAUCACAAGUUGAUUAUCUAGCACACUUCAUUGAGGGAUUACUGAAUACUAUCAAUGGAAUUGAAAUAGAAGAUUCUGAAGCUGUGGGAAUCUCCAGCAUUAUCAGCAACCUGAUAACCGUGUUCCCACGAAAUGUUUUAACUGCCAUUCCAAGUGAACUUUUCUCCUCCUUCGUUAACUGCCUCACACACCUCACUUGUUCUUUUGGGCGAAGUGCUGCAUUGGAAGAAGUGCUUGAUAAAGAUGACAUGGUAUACAUGGAAGCAUAUGAUAAAUUGUUGGAGUCCUGGCUAACUUUGGUUCAAGAUGACAAACAUUUCCAUAAAGGCUUUUUUACGCAACAUGCAGUUCAAGUUUUCAAUUCCUAUAUUCAGUGCCACCUAGCUGCUCCAGAUGGCACAAGGAAUUUGACUGCCAAUGGUGUGGCCUCUCGUGAGGAGGAAGAAAUAAGUGAACUUCAAGAGGAUGAUCGAGACCAGUUUUCUGAUCAACUGGCCAGUGUAGGAAUGCUAGGAAGAAUUGCUGCAGAACACUGUAUACCUCUUCUGACAAGUUUAUUAGAAGAAAGAGUAACAAGGCUCCAUGGUCAAUUACAACAACAUCAGCAACAAUUACUUGCUUCACCGGGUUCAAGCACUAUUGACAACAAAAUGCUUGAUGAUCUCUAUGAAGAUAUUCACUGGCUUAUUUUAGUUACAGGCUACCUCUUAGCUGAUGAUACUCAGGGAGAGACUCCGCUAAUACCUCCAGAAAUAAUGGAAUAUUCCAUUAAGCAUUCAUCUGAAGUUGACAUUAAUACAACACUUCAAAUUUUGGGAUCUCCAGGAGAAAAGGCUUCUUCCAUCCCAGGGUACAACAGAACAGAUUCUGUGAUUAGGCUGUUGUCUGCCAUUCUCAGAGUUUCAGAAGUCGAAUCUCGAGCAAUAAGAGCAGAUCUCACUCACCUACUAAGUCCCCAGAUGGGCAAAGAUAUUGUUUGGUUUUUAAAACGCUGGGCGAAGACUUACCUCCUGGUGGAUGAAAAACUGUAUGAUCAGAUAAGUCUGCCAUUCAGUACGGCGUUUGGAGCAGAUACAGAGGGUUCUCAGUGGAUAAUUGGCUACCUCUUACAAAAAGUCAUCAGUAACCUCUCAGUCUGGAGUAGUGAGCAGGACCUUGCGAAUGACACUGUGCAGCUCCUUGUCACUUUGGUGGAAAGAAGAGAAAGGGCAAACUUAGUAAUUCAGUGUGAGAACUGGUGGAACUUAGCUAAGCAGUUUGCAAGCCGAAGCCCACCUCUUAAUUUCUUGUCAAGUCCUGUGCAGAGGACAUUGAUGAAGGCUCUAGUCUUAGGAGGUUUUGCACAUAUGGACACAGAAACCAAACAGCAGUAUUGGACAGAGGUUCUUCAGCCACUUCAGCAGCGAUUCUUAAGAGUGAUAAACCAAGAAAACUUCCAGCAGAUGUGUCAGCAAGAGGAAGUGAAGCAGGAAAUCACUGCCACACUGGAGGCCCUGUGUGGCAUUGCUGAGGCUACCCAGAUUGACAACGUAGCUAUUCUGUUUAAUUUUUUAAUGGACUUUCUUACCAAUUGCAUUGGGUUGAUGGAAGUUUACAAAAAUACCCCAGAGACUGUCAAUCUUAUUAUAGAAGUUUUUGUUGAAGUUGCACAUAAACAGAUAUGCUAUCUUGGAGAGUCCAAAGCUAUGAACUUAUAUGAAGCCUGCCUUACUUUGUUGCAAGUGUAUUCUAAGAAUAAUUUAGGGCGGCAAAGAAUAGAUGUUACAGCGGAAGAAGAGCAAUACCAAGACCUGCUUCUCAUCAUGGAACUUCUUACUAACCUGCUGUCAAAAGAAUUCAUAGAUUUCAGUGAUACAGAUGAAGUGUUUAGAGGACAUGAGCCAGGUCAAGCAGCAAACAGAUCUGUGUCAGCAGCAGAUGUUGUGUUGUAUGGAGUAAACCUAAUUCUGCCCUUGAUGUCACAGGAUCUCUUGAAGUUUCCAACCCUUUGUAAUCAAUACUACAAAUUAAUCACAUUUAUCUGUGAGAUUUUUCCUGAAAAAAUACCACAGCUUCCUGAGGAUCUGUUUAAAAGUCUGAUGUACUCCCUAGAAUUAGGAAUGACAUCAAUGAGUUCGGAGGUUUGCCAGCUUUGCCUGGAGGCCUUGACACCGUUAGCUGAACAGUGUGCAAAAGCACAAGAAACAGAUUCACCACUUUUUCUAGCAACACGGCACUUUCUUAAGCUGGUUUUUGAUAUGCUGGUUUUGCAAAAGCACAACACAGAGAUGACCACUGCGGCUGGCGAAGCUUUCUACACGUUGGUGUGUUUGCACCAGGCUGAAUAUUCUGAACUGGUCGAAACAUUACUGUCAAGUCAGCAAGACCCAGUUAUUUACCAGAGAUUAGCAGAUGCCUUCAACAAGCUCACUGCAAGCAGCACUCCUCCAACGCUGGAUCGGAAGCAGAAGAUGGCCUUCUUAAAGAGUUUAGAAGAAUUUAUGGCAAAUGUUGGUGGUCUCCUUUGUGUAAAAUAAACAACAGAACUUUAUGCUUAAUUUAGAUCCUUUCUGCAAAGUGCACUGAAUUGCUGAAAGUUGACUUGAGUCUUGUCCUGUUCCUCAGUUCAUUUGGCCAUUUUGGAUUUUGGAGAGCCGGAAACUUUGAUAUGUAUGUAUGUAUGCAAUGCAGUGAAACAGGAGAGGCCAACUUGGAAUCAGCUUUUGCUGUUAAGUGUUAGCCACAAACUGUCAUACAUAUGUCUUUUAGAUUUUGAAUGGUGAUUUAAAAUUUUCAAAAUGAAAUUCCAUAUAUGUGCAAACAGAUAUGGGCACCAUGAAAUACAUAUGCAGUGCCUUUUUUCCUUUUAACAUAGGUGGCUAGCCAAAGUUUAGAAUUUUUGUCAUUAAAUAUUAAAUGGAUAUAUGCUAGGCAGUGUUUCUGAAAAUCUCCAUAGAGCGCCUGCAUCACUUGAGGAGCUGGUAAAAAGGUAAAUUCUUAGGCCCAACUGUAGACCUUCAGAGUCAGAAGGUCUGGUUGUUGGGCCUGGGACUUUUCAUGUUAAUAAGCUUCUCCCUUCCAUCACCCCAAAAGUUUGAAAUCAAUGAAAGAAACAUUGAAAACUCUUAAGAGGUUUUGUGCUUUCUAGCUUUUCCUCCCUUUGAUGAUUAGGUUUGUAAUUCAGCAGGAAGGGAAAACAUCACCAGGGGUUUGUUGGCUUUUUCUUAUCUUUCUUGCUUGUUUGCUUGCUUUCUUGCUUUUCUUGCCUUCUCUCUCUGUCUGUCUCUCUUUCUUUUCUUUCUCUCUCUCUUACAUCAACCCAGUGUUGCAGGUUUUGUGUAAUACAAGUCACUAGUCAUACUCUGAUGCCUGAACUUGAGGAAUAUAUACAAGUAUAUUUUUGUUCCAUAAAAAUAACCUUAGGAACUGUAGCCAUUUCAUUGCCUUAAUUUUAAGAGGAAAAUACAAAAACCGCUGAUUUGUUUUAGUAAGAAACCAAGUCCUGAUGCCUCAGAGUUGGUUUAGGGUGUUAGCUGCUAUGAAUCUGUGCCCCUUCCAAUCGUGUAUUUAUGUAGGUUUAUCAGUGAAAUGAAAGGCUUGUUCCUGUCUAGUCUUAACUUUUUGAGUGUGUUUCUAUCCAGCCACAUAGCCCAUAUCUACUCUAAAUGGCUUGCUUAAGCAAUAAUUAUUUUAAAGGAUGUGAAUUACUGAUUCACACAGACUAUUGCACGUUGGGGCAUUAGGGGCAAUAAUUCUUCUCCAGUCAUGGGAGCCACGUGAAUUUAAUUUUAGAGAUUAAAAAUUCACUUUAGAUCCUCUACUUUGAUCUUUUAAUCAGGAUUUUUAUACAGCUGCCAUGCUCCCCUAAUUCAGUGUGCCAGCUUAAAUUAUGGAAAUAAAAGCUAAUUUAUAAACAGCGGCAUAUGAAACUCCACCUACUGCAAUACUUUCACAACACAGUGACAGGUAGAGGACUCUGGCACAGGUGCACUCAUGAAAAUCGGCUUCCACCAUGUUCCUGACACCUACCUGCUAAACCAUGUUGCACAUGCAGUUUUUAUACCUGAUUGCACAUAGCAUAUAUGUCAUUACAUGUGAUGCUGUGCAAAACUGUAUAACUCUGUGCUAUCAACAGUUAACAAAACUGGAGCAUCUAAAUUACAUCCAAACUGUGCAUGUGAUGUUAGGUAGAUGUGAAUGCAGGACCUUGGGCCAUAACUUUUUGAGGAACAUGUCUCUCAAUCUGAUCACUAUUGAGUCACAAUUAAGGGGAAGCAAAAACAUUUUGAAUGACUGCUGGGAAGGAAGUUAAUACCAGUCUUCACGAAGUACACGUUUCUAUAUUUUAAAAAAUACUUUGAAUGAUGCAUUUAUUUUUAGAUGUUUUUUUUUUCCCCUUAAAAAACUUGAAGUGAUAUGCAGCAGUAAUCUAUUUGUUUUGCAUUGUUCUUAGUGUUUUGUGUGUCUCAGCUCCCUCAAGCUUUCUCAGCUGUUGUGAAUUAUAUAUAUCUGUGUGUGUGGUGAGUACAGUCUCUUUUCCAAAGGGCACUGAAACACACAAUUGACUGGACAGGUCCACACGCCAUGAGAAAACUAUAAUCAAGUUAUUAAAAAUAAAGAUGAGUGGCAAAGGAAUGCCUUGGUAAGUAAAAAGUCAUCUGUAUUUAAUAGUUUUUAUUCAGAUGGCAACAUAUUUGCAAAAUUUGCCCAGAUCCUAUUACAAAACUAAAAAUAGAAAAUUUCAUCUCCAUAUUCCUGAGGCGUAAUUUCAUUAGACCAGUUUUAGUUAAAAAAGACCUUCUUCAGAUUGGACCAAAUAACACUUAACGAGAUCACCAGAAUGUUGAAUGUUGGCACACUGGGGUGGGGAGAAGCCACUACCAUUUUUUAGGUGAUGGGGAUGCCACUGAGUUGCAAUGGCUGGACCUUUUCAGGGUGUUUGUGUGCAUGUUUGCCUGAUUGGAUGUUUGUUCACGUUGUGUCUUUUAUUUUGUCCAGUUUUGCCUUUAGCUAUGUUUAUUAACUUCUCUCAUCUUGUUUUGUUUUAAUGCUCUUGGCCCAGUGGGUAUCAAGAACACUGGCUUAAUUCUAAUCAGUUGAUUUUUUUUUUUUUUUUCUAUUAAAACUGACUGUUAAGUUGUUAAAACAUUUUUUAAAACAAAAACAUUAUUUGUGCCCUCUUUUAUAUAUGUUAAAGGGACACUGUCAAGUAUUUCAUUUUUAAAUUUUUGUUUUAUAAAAUUUCUGUGGUUCAUGUAGUAUCCUUUAACCUCUAGUUUUCCAGACAUUCUUCGUUUAUUUCUUAUUUUAUUUUCCGUGACCCAUUUGUUUCCCAAGGCACAAUUACUAUAAAGACCUUGUACGUCCACAGUCUGAUAAUGUAGUAGCACCUGUAACUGUGUUUUUGUUCUGUUAAAAAGAUUAAUUUGCUUUUAUGAUCCUUGGGCUGGAUGGGUGGCUGCCUCAGAAGCAAAAUUACUUGACAGUAUUUGACAGUGUCCUUUCCACCACUGUCAUUUCGGUCUUUCAGGCUGGCCAUCUCUGUUGGAAGACAGCUGCAUCGAGUUUUUGUCUGGUGUAAAGUGUGACAUUUAAUGUAAACAAACUGCAGGUUUUUUUCAAACUAAUUUUAAGAAUUUAGUCUUAUUUCAUUGUAAACUGUGUAAUUAUAUUACAUUACUUUGUUAGAUGAGAUGGUUACUACUAUUUUUCCACGAUUUUCAUUUCAAAAGCAAGUGUCUAUAUAAUUUCCCCCCAGUCAGCAUUAUUUAACCCUCCCCUUAACUGUCCUUGAACUUUCUCUUUUACCAAAAAUGUCAGGUCUUUAUAGUUGUUAAUCACCAUGUUUCCCAUUUCUGUUAAUACUUCUAUGAACCCCUCAAGUAUUAAAGGGAACUAGCUAUAAGCUUCAAGAAUUACAAGUUUGAGUCUCCUAGUAAUCAGCAUCAUUCUGAACCCUGAAAUGUUAUUUUUUUCUGUUAGAAUUUUUAUCUGUUUGCCAUCUCUGUUGUUAGAGAUGGUUGUCAAUAGACCUUACUAAGUUAGCUGUCUUUGAUGAGGAAUUAUUGUUAUUGGUUCCUGAAUAAAAUAUUAACCUUUUAAGUCAGAAGAAACCUUAGUACUUCUUAGGGUUUUGGUUUUUUUUUUUUUUUUUUUUUUUAAACCAGAGAAUAAGGAACUGAUUUGGAUAUUAGGUUUAACAGUUUUCCCACAAAACAACAUAGCUGAUUUGAGGAUAAAAUGUUUUAAAUUAUUUUUAAAUGUAAGUGGAUAUUCUCUGACUUGGUAACUAUGUUCUGAAAACAGUGCAUUUAAUAAUUUUUAAAAAUUGAUUUUCUAAAAUUAAAAUGACCAAAUCAGGCAUAUUGCUGAGCUCAAAUUGAUGCGAAGUGCCAUGGUUCCAGUUGGAAUUCAAGCAUAUUUUCAUUUAGAUAUAAAAAUUGUGAAGUAUGCCUGGUUGAUUAUAAUGAAAACCCAUGACAUAGUUAGCCAAAUAAUAUGUUUGGUUCAAAUAAAACUAGAAGUUUAAUACUGGGCAUUCAUUCUUUUUAAAGAGGAUGAAUGAAGAAAUCGGUUUCCUGCUGUAGUGCUCUAUGGGUAAGUCUUAGUAAAGACUGGAGCGCUGAAGUCAGCUGUGUUGAUUACCUCCUAGGAAGUGGGAGGUUCAGUUUGCCCAUUACCCGCUUGAAACUCACAUCUUUACCCUCCUCUCUCACUGUGGUUUGCCCUUCACCUAUUCCCAGGCCCUCCCAGCAAUUGGAGAGCUGUUUUUUGUUUUGUUUUGUUUUUCUUUUCCCCCAGUCUGCAUUCUUAGGCCUCUCAGCUAUUAGGAACUGUCAGAUACAUACCAGUAGCCAACUUUCCUAGCCUGAAAUUACUGCAUCUGCACUAUGUACCUACUGGGGAUCUGACCUCAAGUGUUUUCUGAGCCCAGGCUUCCUGGUGUGGUGUCUUUUACCACAGAAAAUUAUUUCAAAUUGCAAAUGUUGGUAUUGUGAUUUGAUUCUCUGUACAAAGAAAGAAGUUCUAUGCAGUGAGUUUGUGGUUUAAUGGUCACAAAAAUGUUAGCACUGCUACCACUCAGCACGUGUACAAUUUUUUAAAUUUAUAAAUAUUAAAAUUUUAAACUUACACUAAGACUUUUCAGUUUUUUUUAAAGACCCAGGGAUGAGUGUACUGUUUAAAUAUUUACCUCUAUUAACAUAACUAAUGAAGGUAUAAAGUUGCAUUUAGUUUUUCAGAAGAUGCUGCAAUAUGAUUUAGGAAAUAAGGCUAUGUAUUGAGCCAGUUACAGGCUGAGUAUCAAGUUGAUAAAAUUUUAUUUGUAUUUUUAAAGUUCAUAAGUGGGAGUUAAAAAUGUGUCUUUUCACUAAAUAUUUUUAUUACA
This is a messenger RNA of Sapajus apella (tufted capuchin), 10145 nucleotides long. RefSeq names its product exportin 4 (gene XPO4). The transcript is spliced from 20 exons. NCBI's taxonomy places the organism in Eukaryota, Metazoa, Chordata, Mammalia, Primates, Cebidae. The record is from RefSeq and is a predicted model, not a curated record. The coding region runs from base 2377 to 5295 and encodes 972 amino acids. Gene Ontology annotation, molecular function: nuclear export signal receptor activity. Gene Ontology annotation, cellular component: nuclear pore; cytoplasm. Gene Ontology annotation, biological process: protein export from nucleus.